This is a messenger RNA of Ustilaginoidea virens, 1701 nucleotides long. RefSeq lists its product as uncharacterized. Gene Ontology annotation, biological process: N-glycan processing. The record is from RefSeq and is a predicted model, not a curated record. NCBI's taxonomy places the organism in Eukaryota, Fungi, Ascomycota, Sordariomycetes, Hypocreales, Clavicipitaceae. Bases 1 to 1701 code for a protein of 566 amino acids. Gene Ontology annotation, cellular component: glucosidase II complex. The transcript has 3 exons.
AUGCAGCACCCUCGGCCCCUGGUGCUGCUCAGCGCAGCUGCCGCCUCCUUCACCGUCGUCGCCGCCGCGGGCGGCCUGCCGCGCGGUGUUGGCCCCGAGUAUGCCUCGCACUACCAGCGCGGAGCCGAGUUCGGCUGCAUCUCGGAUUCCUCCGUCAAGCUCAGCUUCGACCGCGUCAACGACAACACCUGCGACUGCCCCGAUGGCUCCGAUGAGCCCGGCACGGCUGCCUGCGCCCGCAUCGACCCUCUCUCGCCCCAGCAGCUCCUCCCGGCGUCCGGGCUCGCCCCUGGCCGCGCCAAGCCCGCCCUCCCCGGGUUCUGGUGCGAGAACAAGGGGCACGUCGGAUCCUACCUGCCCUUCAUGUACGUCAACGACGGCCUGUGCGACCACGACCUCUGCUGCGACGGAUCCGACGAGUACGCCCACGUCGGCGGCGUCCAGUGCGAGAACCGCUGCGCCGAGAUCGGCCGGGAGCACAGGAGGCUGGCCGGCGAGAAGAGGCGCCAGAUGGAGACGGCCGCCGAGCAGAAGAGCAAGAUGCUGGCCGAGGCCCGGGAGCUGCGCGCCCAGACCGAGGCCAGGAUCGGCCAGCUCCAGGCGGAAAUCGCCGCCCUCGAGUCCGGCAGGGCCGAGCUGCAGAAGAAGCAUGCCGCCGCCCAGCUGCAGGACAAGGGCCGGGUCGUCAGGAGCGCCGGCGCCACCGGAGGCAAGCUCGGGGUGCUGGUUGGCCUCGCCAAGGCUCGGGUCGACGAGCUGCGCGAUGCUCUGGAUCGCGUCGUCCGGCAGCGAAACGACCUCCAAUCCCGGGUGGAGGAGCUCGAGACGAUUCUCCGAAACUUCAAGCAAGAGUACAACCCCAACUUCAACGACGAAGGCGUCAAAGCCGCCGUCAAGGCAUACGACGACUACGCCGCCAGAGAAGCCGACACUGUCCGCGAGCCAGUUUCGGACUCGGAUGUGGACCAAGUUUUGCACGAGGACAGCGAAAGCAGCGGCGUCAACUGGGCCGAGUUUGAGGCGGAGGAAUCCUCCGACACUGAUGUUUUGUACAACUUUGAGGCGUAUCUGCCUGGCUUCCUCGGCCGGUUUAUCCACGACAGAGUGGCUUCCGUCAAGGCCUGGUUGGUCCAAAACGGCAUGCUGGCCGACAGCGCCGCCCCUGGAUCCGAGUCACCCUCGGUCAAGGCCGCCCGCGAGGCCCUGGAAGCGGCCACGAGGGAGCUGGAAGAAAAGACGCAGCUCCGCGACCGCGAGACCGAGGACCUGGGCAAGGACUACGGCCCGGCGGACAUCUUCCGAGCCAUCAAGGGCAAGUGCGUGAGCAUGGACGCGGGCGAGUACGAGUACGAGCUGUGCCACCUGGACAAGACGAUGCAAAAGUCCAAAAAGGGCCACGGCCACACAAACAUGGGCAACUUUGCGCGCAUCGAGAGGCAGGUGGCCGACGACGAGGAGCGGCCGGACGGCAAGAGCCUGGGCAAGGGGGAGCGCUUCGUGCUCAAGUACCAGGACGGGCAGCAGUGCUGGAACGGGCCCCCGCGGAGCACCGACGUCUGGCUCGGCUGCUCCGACAAGGAGGAGCUCUGGCGCGUCAGCGAGGCGGAGAAGUGCGUGUACAAGAUGGAGGUGGGCACGCCGGCGGCCUGUGACGAUGCCGAGCCAGCCGGGCAACGGGGCGGGGGCAAGGAUGAGCUGUAA